Molecule: messenger RNA, 2088 nt
Organism: Mercenaria mercenaria
Lineage: Eukaryota; Metazoa; Mollusca; Bivalvia; Venerida; Veneridae
Exons: 1
Coding region: 1-2088 (695 amino acids)
Source: RefSeq, a predicted model, not a curated record
AUGGAUUCAAACAAUCUAAGCAGCCAAACUCCAAAAAUGAACUGGGAGACAAAGGACUUGCCUAGUGCCUUCAAAGCAUUUAAAACUCAUGCAGAGUUCAUGUUCGGAGGACCGUUAAAAAAGAAAAGUGAAGCCGAAAAAUGCAACUAUCUCAUGCUUUGGUCUGGAGACCAUGGCAGGCAAUUAUAUUCCACAUGGAAAAUAUCUGAUGAAGAAAAGAACUCUCUCGACACAUACUUUAACAACUUUGAGCAAUACUGCCAACCGAAAUCAAAUAGAAUUUACGCACGUUAUCGGUUCAGAUCGAGAACCCAGCAGGAGGGAGAAAUGUUCGAACAAUACGUUACUGACCUGAAAGUUUUACUUAGGGACUGUGGCUAUCCAGUCGAAAUGAACGAAGACCUUGUUCGUGACCAGAUAGUUUUCGGGAUACGAUCACAGAAGAUUCGUGAGAAACUGAUAAACGAGGGCUCAGACUUGACACUACAGAAAACGCUGGACAUUGCUAGAACUGUAGAGAUGAGUCAAGUUCAAUGUCAAUCAAUGACAAAACAGGACAUUGGUGCUGUCAAGUUGAAAACAAAAGCGCAGCAACCCAAACCCUUUUGGAGGAAAAAAGAAGCAGCAAGUUCGAAUCCACAUGUGCGGAAUCCAAAGGGGAAUCAAAGUCACCAAAUGAGCAAACAAUGCGGGAACUGUGGUAGAAAAAGUCAUGCCAAAGGAACUGUGUGCCCAGCAUAUGGACAAAUUUGUUUAUCAUGUAGGAAGCCUAAUCAUUUUGCUAAAGUGUGCAGAUCCAAAAGGAAUAUCAGUGAACUGCAAGUAAGUGGUCUACUUCCAGAUCUAGAAAAUAACUUUAUCGUUGAUACCAUUUCCCUUGACCAGACCCAAAAUCAAGCCUUCAUUACAAUUGAAGUAGGGCCAAAGUACAAGGAUGUCGAAUUUAAGCUUGAUACAGGCUCACAUGUCAAUAUCAUUCCAAGGUCAAUUUGGAAUUGUCUUGGAAUACAUGAUCCCUUGAGACCCACAGACAGAAAGCUCACUGCUUAUGAUGGGACUUACCUCAAAGUUGAUGGUCAAGCAAACUUAAAGGUCAGACAUAAAGAUACUGCCGUAGUCAGUCUUGAAGAAUUUUACGUUGUGAACACUAGUUCCACUCCACUUCUAGGUUUAAAAACAUGCAUUUCCAUGAAUCUGAUCAUGAUUAAUGUUGACAACUUAGAUAUGGCAUUGAAUAAGGAAGAUGUUCUCUCUAGGUACCCUGACAUAUUUCAAGGUAUUGGUCAAUUGCCUGGUGAAUGUGAGAUACAUUUAAAGCAGGAUGCCAUUCCUGUGAUACACCCCCCUAGGAGAGUACCAGUAGCGGUACAUGAUAAGCUCAAGGCUGAAUUACAAAUGAUGCUAGAAAAAAGGGUCAUUCAAAAAGUAUCAGAGCCUACAGAAUGGGUAAACAGUUUAGUUACUGUAGAGAAGGGGAACGGUAAAUUGAGAAUUUGCCUAGACCCCAAGGACCUUAACAAUGCCAUUAAGAGACCCCACUAUCCAUCUAAAACUCUAGAUGAAAUAUUGCCUGAUCUGGCGGGUUCUUCUGUUUUCUCUAAGCUAGACGCGAGAAGCGGAUAUUGGUCUAUUAAACUGACUGAAAAGUCAUUUUAUCUGACCACUUUCAAUUCUCCAUUUGGGAGAUUUCGGUUCCUUAGGCUACCGUUUGGUCUUUUAUGUAGCCAGGACAUGUUUCAGCAGAAAAUGGACGAAUGUCUGGAAGGACUUCAAGGUAUCAAGACAAUUGUAGAUGACAUUGUAGUUUUUGGUAAGGACAGGGCUGAACAUGACCGGAAUUUUGACAGACUUAUGACCAGAUGUAGUGAAAAAGGUAUCAGACUAAAUCCAGAGAAAAUGGAGAUUGGAAAAUCUCAGAUAUCAUUCUUUGGACAUUUGCUUACUUCUGAUGGACUUAAGAUGGAUCCUUCCAAGGUCAGAGCAAUCAAGGAGAUGCCACCUCCUACUUGUAAGUCUGAACUUGAAACUGUAUUAGGUAUGGUGACCCAUUUUACAGAAAUUCUCUCCAAAUCUUGCCGAGUUAACUAG